Scedosporium apiospermum is the source of this 1377-nucleotide messenger RNA. RefSeq names its product putative Galactonate dehydratase. Lineage: Eukaryota; Fungi; Ascomycota; Sordariomycetes; Microascales; Microascaceae. Gene Ontology annotation, molecular function: magnesium ion binding; hydro-lyase activity. Bases 1 to 1377 code for a protein of 458 amino acids. Gene Ontology annotation, biological process: carbohydrate catabolic process; amino acid catabolic process. The transcript is spliced from 5 exons. The record is from RefSeq and is a predicted model, not a curated record.
AUGACGGUGCCAGGCCCCACGGUCGAAGAUGUCAAGAUUGUUGACUUCAAGGUAUUCGACCUUCGCUUCCCGACAAGCUUGAACGGUGUCGGCUCCGACGCGAUGCACGUCGGCACCAAUGGAUCCCAACCUUAUAUCCAGCUCAUCACAGACCGUCCCGGCCUCAUAGGGGAGGGGAUUGCGUUCAGCAACGGCCGAGGCAACGAGCUUAUCUGCAUGUGCCUCGAAACCUUUGCCAAGCGUGUCGUCGGUAAGACUAUGCACGAGCUCACCCGCAACAUGGGCAAGACCUGGCGUUACAUGGUUUCCGAUUCCCAAUACCGGUGGGUCGGUCCCGAAAAGAGCGUAACCCACCUCUCCAUGGCUGGAGUCAUGAACGGCGUGUGGGACCUCUGGGGCAAGAUUCUUCGCAAGCCCGUGUGGCAGAUUGUCUGUGACAUGUCACCCGAAGAGAUAGUGCGGUGCAUUGACUUCCGGUACAUCACCGAUGUCAUCACCCCUGAGGAAGCUGUCGAGAUGCUGAAGAAGGCGCAGGUGGGGAAGGAGCAGAGGUUGGCGGAAGCGUUUGGGAACGUCGCCGUUCCCGCAUACUCGACCAGCCCCGGCUGGAUGGCGCUGUCGGGAGAUAAGAUGCGAGAGGUGCUAGAUGAGGAGAUUAAGAUGGGGUAUAAGGUUUUUAAGUUCAAGGUCGGGUCGGGUGUGGAGGCGGAUAGAGCCAAGUUGGCGACUGUGCGGUCGGUGAUAGGGUAUGAUAAGGGGUUUCAGUUGAUGAUUGAUGCAAAUCAGGUAUGGAGCGUUCCCGAAGCUAUCGAGUACAUGAAGCAGCUGGUCGAGUUUCAGCCGGUAUUCAUUGAGGAACCAACCAAUCCUGACGAUGUCCUUGGCCACGCUGCCAUCCGGAAGGCUCUCAAGCCUUUCGGCGUUGGUGUCGCAACUGGAGAGGCAGCCCAGAAUCGCGUCACAUUCAAGCAACUUCUUCAGGCUGACGCCAUUGACGUCUGCCAAAUCGAUGCUGUCAGACUUGGAAGUGUUAACGAAUGCUUGGCCGUCAUGCUCAUGGCCUCCAAGUUCGACGUCCCCUGUGUUCCACAUAAUGGCGCCAUGGGCCUUACCGAGCUUACUUCGCAUCUCAGCCUUAUCGACUACGUGGCGAUCACCGGCCGCAAGUCCAUGCUUGAGUAUGCCGACAGCUUCCGUGAAAACCUUCGCCAUCCAAGUAGGAUCAUCGAUGCUCAUUACGAAACUCCUCUGGCUCCCGGAUACUCUAUUGGGUACACUGACGAGGCGUUGGAGAGGUACAUAUAUCCUACUGGGAGCUUUUGGAAGUCUGAGGCUGGUUUGAAUAUUAUCAAUCAGCCUACCGGCGGGGAGCUAUAG